Molecule: messenger RNA, 1233 nt
Organism: Wasmannia auropunctata (little fire ant)
Lineage: Eukaryota; Metazoa; Arthropoda; Insecta; Hymenoptera; Formicidae
Exons: 6
Coding region: 219-1085 (288 amino acids)
Source: RefSeq, a predicted model, not a curated record
GUCUACCAUCUUGCUUAAUUUCGCUAUCGAUGUCUAUUGUUUGAAACUUUCAAACAUCGUUUUUUGACAGAAGCACUGCUCAGUCUAGCGAUAUUUUUGCAAAAAUAACGAAAAAUGAAUAUCUGAAUCGAGAUAAUAACGGAAUUCAAAUUUUCUAUUUUCGGCUGGCGUUAAAUUUUUCCCCCGAGUUUUAUGCGUGCACCUCACAAUUUGCUACUAUGAACGACGCGGACGAUGUUAUGACAAGUAUAUACGAUAUCUUGCUGCACUUACGAUAUCCACACAUCACUAACGCGGAGUCAAAGGACUUGGAGGCGACGAUUCUCAGCGGCGAAAAUCGAGUGUGUCUACUUUCCUGGCUCCUGACAGAGAAAUCGCCGGCAAUUGUCGCCCAUUUGGAAAAGUUGAAGAAUGCUGCUUUGGAAGAUCAGUUGUUCGAGUAUUACUCUCAGAUUGGAAUUUGCAGCAACAAGGAUGUAUUACUGGGUAAAUGUUCCCUGAAGGAGCAACUGCCAACUUUAAGAUUAUUGCUAGACUUUAUGAGAAAGGUAUACGCGAAACCUAUUGCAAGUACAAAUGAGGCAGAAGAACUUACGGAUAUUAUUAAGUUAUGCGUUGAUGCUGACCAAACAUCCUCUCUUUCUGUCGUUAAACCAAAAAUAAGUUAUGCAGAAGCUAUUAAAUACUUUGAAAAAAGCGAGAGAGAAACGUUGAAUAAUGAUUGCGAAGAAAUUAGAACCAACUUGCCCGAUGGCUUGCCCGAUGUAGAGACUGAUGAUAGACUGAUUAACGAAGAACAGGAUGAAUUAUUUGACAAAGAGAAAGAGAAGUUUGUGGAAGCGUUUCAUACAGUUUCAUCUUGGCCAAUGAAAGUCAGGAAUUUAGACAAAGAUGUGUCUGAUUCUAUUUGUUCGAACAUUAAGAGUAUAUGCUCCGAUUUUUCCUCUUUGAAAAAGAUACUGCAAGCGAAAGAAGAGAUAUCGAAUGUAAAAUUAGCGAAGGAAUUGCCGAAGACUGUCGCACCUUUAAAUGCAAUUAUAGAAGAUAUAGUAAUUUGUAACGAGGAAUUUAUGAAUCUGCAAUAGCAUUGAAUAAUCUGAUUUAUGUAAUGUAAGAACGGAAUUGUCUAUAAUUUAUAUAAUUGUACCACAAACGUGUCAUAGAUAUUAUUAAUUUAGGAGGGAGACGUUUUGAUAAAUAAGAAUGAAAUAAAAUAAUUAUGUAAGUUUUUAA